Fusarium vanettenii 77-13-4 is the source of this 1468-nucleotide messenger RNA. RefSeq lists its product as uncharacterized. NCBI's taxonomy places the organism in Eukaryota, Fungi, Ascomycota, Sordariomycetes, Hypocreales, Nectriaceae. The record is from RefSeq and is a predicted model, not a curated record. The transcript is spliced from 2 exons. Bases 189 to 1412 code for a protein of 407 amino acids. Gene Ontology annotation, cellular component: membrane; vacuole. Gene Ontology annotation, biological process: regulation of intracellular pH.
GUUUCGUAAGGGAGAUUAAUUUGGAAACUUGUUCGUAUUUCACUCUCAUUCAUCUUCCUCGCUUGCGCCUGGCUCUUUGACCCAAAGCUUGGUUAUUUGUUUGUCUCUUUUUUACCCUUCAUGAUCCUAUUCUCAAAUCAUCAUCUACCUGCGUUCUUUUGUGCUGGGUGUCGGCAUCGCUUGUCGUGAUGGCUUACAAGGCUGGAGAAGGCUUCUGUGGCACAACGCUGCCAGCAUAUCUAGGCUUUGCCAUCCUCGGCUUCGUCAAUGUGAUUGUGCCGUUUGUCGUCCACUCGGCAAACUACCUUAUUAUCCCAUACCCACGCUGGAUCGUCCUCCUCAUCGAGACCAUCCCAGCGCUCAUCACCAAACUGGUGAUUCCUCACGUCCUCCACCAUGUGCCUUACUGGAUGCGCCCUCUCACCGUCGGCGGUGGCUGGAUCAUCGUCGCUAUCGUGACCAAGAGCACACCGCCAAACAUCGCCCCUCCGAUCCGCAUCUUCACCUCGGCCCUCGCGUCUGUGUCGGCCGCCGCCAUGGAGGUUUCGUUCCUCGGCAUGAUGCGCUACUACGGCCGCGCAGGUCUCGCUGGAUGGGGAGCCGGCGUUGGAGCUGGUGCUGUGUUUUGUGCCGCUCUUCCGUUUGUUCUUGCGGUCUGGAUGGAGUCGUUUCUACGCGAUUUCAUUGACUGCAUCUAUGCGCUCACGGGUGCAAUGCUUGUCGCUUUCUUUGUCGUCUUGCCUGGAGCGCCAGUGAAUUAUCCCGAGGCGCGACAGGAUCGCGGCAAGGCGCAUGUUGAAGAUGGACCGACUCUGGCGAUGCUGGAUCCCGUUGAGGAGCUUUCACGUGCCCUGAGCACGACGAACCGAGUCAACCUCACAAAAAGCAUGGUUCGACCUUUCAUGGUUCCUUUAUUCGCAGCGUUUGCACUACAGACGCUGGCAUAUCCUGGCAUUUCUCGGGCACUGCCGCUUCCUUCAUCGACAGGGUCCUUCUUCUCGUAUUUCACAAGCUACGCCCUCGCGUUCCAAAUCGGUAGCUUCAUCGCCCGAACUCAUACCCCGCUGAUACGGCCCGAGAGCACCAGGGUUGCUUUUACAGCUUUGAGCUUCGUUACUGCAGUAUUUCUCAUCAAUGCGAUACUGCUUGUCUUUUCGGCACCUGUACCCGUGGCCUUACUGGCCUUUGGUGCUGGUCUGGGGGGAGGAGCCGUCUACAUGAUUGUCAUGGGCAAAGUCUUGGAGGAGAAGUCACUUGAACCUGGAAUCAACCAGGAAUUCAGUCUCCAGGUCGUGGGAGUUGGUGAGACGGCCGGCGUUAUUGUUGGUGGACUGCUGGGUACAAUGCUAGAAGCCGCUUUGUGUGGAGGAGCUUUUACGGCGAAAGAGAGGUGGUGCCACACCAGCCGAUGAAUGAGAAUAGACGUCUUGGAAUAGAAAUAUAGAUAAUAAUUAAAAAGAAUUAAUUC